CAUCUUUUAAGAUAAAACUAUCAUUGUUAAUUCAAGUAAUAUUGAACUAUUCUAUUUAAUAUUCAUGAGACGGAUAUACCUGAAUUGAGAGCUUUUAUUGUAAAAUUAAAGGAAUUACUUAAAAAGGAAUAAAAUGAAAAUAAAAUCAAAUCAGAAAAUAAAAAUUAGCAGAACUCAAAAAAGGUAUUUUGUGAUGUAAUAUUUUUAGAUAGAGAAGAAAUGCAAGCUAAAUAUUAUGUAGAAAGUAAAAAAUACAAUUUUUAAAGAGUAACAAUUUAAUCUUAAAACAGGUUUCUUACUAAAUUACGACAACCUAGUUCACUCUUAGAAAAAUAGUCUUGAUGAUUUUUAUAAAAUUAAGGUAUAAACUUUAAUAAGAAAUUUUUCGUUUUUUUUUGAGUUGA
Messenger RNA from Paramecium sonneborni, 404 nucleotides. The record is from the annotation of a GenBank genome assembly. Lineage: Eukaryota; Ciliophora; Oligohymenophorea; Peniculida; Parameciidae.